UAAAAUGCGCCUCCCUUCCCUUCACAUUCUUCCUUCCCACCAAUCCAUUAUCGCUUUUUUCCAAAACGACAAUCUCUCUCUCUAACAGAGUCUCGUCUCAUACAUACACUCAGCUUUCUUUUAAAGCUGCAAACAAUGGCCAUAUACAGAUGCCAGCGCAGGAUAACAGCAUGCACACUCCUCCCAGUUUCGAGAACAGAGCGAAUUACAGAUUCUAAAACAACAGAAAGCCUCUUUCCGAAGGAGAAACUUAAAAGCUAAGCACAACCCAACUCAACCCAGGAGGAGUAAUUCCAGCACCAGCACCAGCACCAGUGUGUUCAUCGAAAGGUCGGUGUCUAUUCAAGAUAAAUACAAGCACACCCAGUUGGUAAUUAGAGGUCACUUCACCUCCAUGCUUCGAUCCGCGUGCUUUUGAUUGAUGCAAAUGGAUGCGAAACAAGCCCCACCUACGAGAUUUUGCAGACAACCAUUUCCAGUUUUUGUUCCUUGGUCUUCGAUUCUCAUGGAGUCCCUCCUGCUUUUUUGACUGAUGGAUUGAUUCUCUUGUUUUCUUCUUCCACUGUCUCUUUCAUGCCCCUACUCUGAUUUUCUUUUCCCUCCAUCUGGGAAUGUGCGAGAAAUUCAAGCGGCACCGUCAAUUCAUUCCUCGCCUUUACUUGGAUGAGAAGUUGGAAUUGCUUGGCGAUCAAGAGGGGUUUUGCUGUAAGUUUGGGACUCAGGAUGUAAUCGUCGACGGUUGAUUCUUGCUGAAGCUGACAGAAGGACACGUCAUGGGCUCUGUGGAAGAGAAGAUCAAGACUACAGGAGGAGGAGUAGGAGGAGGAGGUUUGAUUAUUAACGGGCCUCAGACUAGCCUUUUCGACGAGAUGAAGUUGUUGAAAGAAAUGCAAGAUCAGACAGGGGCCCGAAAGGCUAUAAACUCAGAGCUGUGGCACGCUUGCGCUGGUCCGCUUGUUUCUUUGCCCCAUGUGGGGAGUCUUGUUUUUUACUUCCCUCAAGGCCAUAGCGAGCAGGUGGCAGUUUCUACCAAGAGAACAGCAACCUCACAAAUUCCUAAUUAUCCAAAUCUUCCCUCUCAGUUGAUGUGCCAAGUUCAAAAUGUUACCCUACAUGCCGAUAAAGAUUCAGAUGAAAUCUAUGCUCAAAUGAGUCUUCAACCCGUGAACUCUGAGAAAGAUGUCUUCCUAGUUCCGGACUUUGGACUAAGGCCAAGUAAACACCCAAACGAGUUCUUCUGCAAAACUUUGACUGCCAGUGACACCAGCACACAUGGUGGGUUCUCAGUGCCACGAAGGGCUGCUGAAAAACUCUUUCCUCCAUUGGAUUACACAAUGCAACCACCAAAUCAGGAACUUGUUGUCCGAGACUUGCACGACAAUAUCUGGACUUUUCGCCACAUAUAUCGCGGGAAGCCGAAGAGACACCUUCUCACAACUGGGUGGAGUCUAUUCGUUGGAGCAAAGAGACUCAGAGCAGGCGAUUCUGUCCUUUUUAUAAGGGAUGAAAAGUCCCAGUUGAUGAUUGGAGUUAGGCGUGCUAACCGGCAACAAACUACUUUGCCAUCAUCGGUUCUAUCUGCUGAUAGUAUGCAUAUAGGGGUUCUUGCUGCUGCAGCUCAUGCUGCGGCUAAUCGAAGUCCAUUCACAAUCUUCUAUAACCCCAGGGCAUGUCCUUCAGAGUUUGUUAUUCCUUUGGCCAAGUACCGAAAAUGUGUAUACGGAACCCAGCUUUCUGCAGGCAUGAGGUUCGGGAUGAUGUUUGAGACUGAAGAGUCCGGUAAACGCCGAUAUAUGGGUACAAUUGUUGGAAUCAGCGAUUUAGAUCCACUAAGGUGGCCAGGUUCCAAGUGGCGAAAUCUUCAGGUGGAGUGGGAUGAGCCAGGGUGCUGCGAUAAGCAGAGCAGGGUUAGUUCAUGGGAGAUUGAAACUCCAGAAAGUCUUUUCAUUUUUCCUUCUCUGACUUCGGGUCUAAAACGUCCAUUACACAGCGGAUUUUUGGCAGGAGAAACUGAUUGGGGAAGUUUGGUGAAGAGACCAGUGCUUCGUGUUCCUGAAAAUGUUCGUGGGGAUCUUUCAUAUGCGGCGCCAACUUUAUGCUCUGAACCUCUGAUGAAGAUGCUACUGAGGCCUCAAAUGGUUAACCUUCAUGGAGGAGCCACCACACAGCAGGAUUCAGUUAAUAAUUUAGUUAAGUUACAGGACAUGAAGGGCAUGCAGCCAAUAAUCAAUCCGAAAAUGCAGCAGCAGCAGCAGCAGCUUAUUUCGUCAGAAACUGCAUCUCCUCAAAAUCAAAAUCACCACCAUCCAGCACCUACACCUACACAAUCUGAUGCCAUAAACUCAACUUCAUCACCAGAAACCAAUCUACCCGGAAAUGUACACGCUUCGGCGGCCAUUGAAAGUGAAGCACCUACUGGAGCUGAUGUAGUAGACAAGCCAAAAUAUGAACGUCAUCUUUCAACCAAUGAGUCUAACAAUCCAUUGCCCCCGGUUGGAGAUUGUGGGGAGGAAAAACUCAGUGGCAACGACGUGAAUAUGCAGACCCUCGUAAACCAGCUUUCGUUUGUGAACCAGAAUCAGAUCCCCAUGAUGCAGUUGCAACCUGUAUCAUGGCCUAUUCAGCAGCCGCAGCUGGAAUCACUAAUCCCACACCCACAACCAAUUGACAUGCCUCAGCCUGAAUUUACAAAUUCAAAUGGUUUGAUUUCAUCCCUGGAUGGCGAUGGAUGUUUAAUUAACCCAUCCUGUCUACCACUACCUGGAGUAAUGAGAUCACCAGGGAGUCUCUCUAUGUUGGGAUUGCAAGAAUCCUCAACAAUGUUUCCUGAGGCUCUUAAUUUUCCUUUACCCUCUACAACCCAGGACAUGUGGGAUCCUCUUAAUAGUAUAAGAUUCCCAUCUCAGACCAAUCAUCUCGUUUCCUUCUCUCACCCAGACGCUUCUAACCUGAACUGUAUGGCUGUUAAUGCGAAUGCUAUGAGAGAUGUUUCAGACGAGAGCAACAACCAAAGUGGGAUAUACAGUUGUUCGAACCUUGAAAUCAGUAAUUGCGGAAGUGCUUUGGUUGAUCCUGCUGUUUCAAGCACCAUUCUUGAUGAUUAUUGCACAUUCAAAGAUGCCGACUUCCCAAACCCUUCAGAUUGCUUGGCUGGGAACUUCAGUUCAAGCCAAGAUGUUCAGUCUCAGAUCACCUGUGCUAGUCUGGGAGAUUCUCAGGCUUUCUCCAGGCAAGAGUAUCAUGAUAAUUCAGGCGGUACAUCCUCAUGCAACGUGGAUUUUGAUGAGGGCAGUCUUCUGCAGAAUGGCUCAUGGAAGCAAGUGGUGCCGCCCAUGAGAACUUACACCAAGGUCCAGAAGGCGGGAUCUGUUGGAAGGUCAAUUGAUGUCACUAGUUUUAAGAACUACGACGAAUUAUGCUCUGCGAUCGAAUGUAUGUUUGGACUUGAAGGGUUGCUUAAUGACCCAAGAGGCUCAGGAUGGAAACUGGUUUAUGUGGAUUAUGAGAACGACGUCCUGCUUAUUGGUGAUGAUCCCUGGGAGGAAUUUGUCAGCUGCGUUCGGUGUAUCAGAAUCUUGUCACCUUCAGAAGUUCAGCAAAUGAGCGAAGAGGGAAUGAAGCUUCUCAACAGUGCUAUGAUGCAAGGUGUCAAUUGCUCCAUAUCAGAAGGUGGCGGAGCUUGAAACUCAGUUUCCUUAAACCAGUCAUCGAUGAUCGAUUCUUCUGCCUUGUUCUACGAGAAUCGAGUUUAUAAUAAUUAUUGACACAAGCUCAAGCAAGGCCAACGGUUAGCAUAAAGCUCUCUCCUUGAUGUAAGUGUGAUUGUUAGUUACUUAUUUUUAUCAGCAAAGGGACAUUGCCAAGAGCUCUGGUUGAAGUAAAUUCAGUUCCUACAAAAUUGUACUCUUUCUGAACUCCGUAAACAAAAAGAAAAGGGAGUUUAUGGCAUUUGCAGGGUGCCAAGACUUGUAAUCUUUAAAACAAGUUAGCUAUGGUGCACCACUUGCAAAUCCUGGCCUCAAAUUUAGAUGAUACCCACGAACCAUUCAUCUGGGUACAGAGGUUCACAAUGGAGUCGUAUCUUUCGUUUGCCUAUUUCCACUUUCUAGAGAUUCUAUAGUAAGAUAACAGCUUUUGCUCA
Messenger RNA from Momordica charantia (bitter melon), 4141 nucleotides. It is a transcript of the gene MP, whose product is annotated as Transcriptional factor B3 family protein / auxin-responsive factor AUX/IAA-like protein. Gene Ontology annotation, cellular component: nucleus. Lineage: Eukaryota; Viridiplantae; Streptophyta; Magnoliopsida; Cucurbitales; Cucurbitaceae. The record is from RefSeq and is a predicted model, not a curated record. Gene Ontology annotation, molecular function: DNA binding. Gene Ontology annotation, biological process: response to hormone; regulation of DNA-templated transcription.